AUGUACUCUCUCUCUCUCUCUCCCCUAUGCUCUCGUCAUAAUCUUUUCAUGUCCUCUCUCUCUUUCUCUCUGUAUAUAUAUAUAUAUAUAAUCACUCUCUGUCUCUCUCUCUCUCACUCUUUUAUUUUGAAUUUUCUCUCUCUUCAAACCACCGGAGUAAGCAAAAUGAAGCACCUUAUCCGCCGCCUCUCUCGCGUCGCCGACUCCUCCUCCGAAUUCUCCCUCCGCCGAUCUGCCUCCUCCUUCCGCACACGACGCGGCCAUCACCGUCCACACGCGCCGCCUCCGUGGUCGAUUUGUCCGGCGAGACGAGUCAACACCGUCCCCGCCGGUCACGUCCCUGUCUACGUCGGCGAGGAGAUGGAGAGGUUCGUGGUGAGCGCUGAGCUACUGAACCACCCGAUCUUCGUCGGUUUGCUCAACAGAUCCGCUCAGGAAUACGGUUACGCACAGAAAGGAGUCCUCCACAUCCCCUGCCACGUCGUCGUCUUCGAGCGCGUGGUGGAAACGCUCCGGUUUGGGUUUAACGAGCACGGCGAGGUUCAGGAUCUCGUCGCUUCUUUGCUCUCCGGCGAUGAGUUGAUAACUGGAACUACAGAGUAGCUUUUGACAUCAUCCAAUAUCACAUAUUCUCCGACUUUUUCAAUUUCUGUCUUUCUUGAAAUUUCUCGGUUUUUUGUAAAUAUUUUAUACUCCCUUAGUUUUUCUUCGUAUUUCUUAGAUUUUAUCGAUUGUUGCUCAGUCUCUGAUUUAGCUUGUCGAGAAACAGAAAUUACUUAAAGUUCAAAAUUUCAAAUCAAAUCGAGAUUGAAACUCCAGAAAUUGA
Molecule: messenger RNA, 826 nt
Organism: Eutrema salsugineum
Lineage: Eukaryota; Viridiplantae; Streptophyta; Magnoliopsida; Brassicales; Brassicaceae
Product: auxin-responsive protein SAUR41
Exons: 1
Coding region: 1-603 (200 amino acids)
Biological process (GO): response to auxin
Source: RefSeq, a predicted model, not a curated record